AUGCCGGCUGUCCUCCCUCUGAUGAUCCGCUCUCUCUCUGUCCUGCCUUUUCCUCUCUUCCCUCCUCUUGCUGUCCUCGUCGCGUGGUCCUCCUCCCUGCGCGUUGAGUUCCUUUGUCCUGUCCGAGAGAGCGCUGCAAUGCGCAGAGAGCAUACCAUCCAGGUGCAGAACAAUGCGUUGCAGAAGGACGUAGAAAGUGCAUUGGGCUCAUAUUUCCGGAAGGAGAAGCAGAUGGUACCGUCAGCACUAUUGGACAUUAGACCGUCACGUCGAACGAACGAGCAUGCAAAACAAUCACAAGAAGGAUUGCUAUGGAUCCCGAAAAAUGGUACAUCCCGUUGUCUCAUUCGUGCCUACCCCUCUAUGACAAUAUUUUAUCGCGCGUUGGAGCACGCAUGUUCAACUAUCAAGAGCCCCGGGGUAACUGGGCUGAGAUGUGCUGCUCCACUCCCUCUCAAUUCACUUGGCAGGGCUUCGCUCACCUUAAUACAUGCAAUAACAAGGAAAAAUACAGACCCUCCGGAAGCUGGUUCAUCGAUGAUGAAUGCGGGUAACAUAGACCUAUCUCACGGUCAGCCUUACGCUGCUGGGUCGAACCUAAGAUCCAUCAAGGGCUGCCACUCCUUCAAUGGGGUCGGUAAAUCGGAAGCUUGUAGUACUAAUGAUUUCAGCAACGCUGUAUUGAAGGGAGGAGAGAUGUGGGGGAGCCACUUGAGCGAGAUUACUCCAAAUAUUCAGAUCAAUGUCGCUUCCGGGCAUAUUCCCGUGCAAUGGAACCAUUUCCAGGGGUCUCGGUGA
Messenger RNA from Desarmillaria tabescens, 798 nucleotides. RefSeq lists its product as uncharacterized. The transcript has 8 exons. The record is from RefSeq and is a predicted model, not a curated record. Lineage: Eukaryota; Fungi; Basidiomycota; Agaricomycetes; Agaricales; Physalacriaceae. The coding region runs from base 1 to 798 and encodes 265 amino acids.